Molecule: messenger RNA, 1784 nt
Organism: Musca domestica (house fly)
Lineage: Eukaryota; Metazoa; Arthropoda; Insecta; Diptera; Muscidae
Product: nischarin
Exons: 4
Coding region: 147-1637 (496 amino acids)
Cellular component (GO): cytoplasm
Molecular function (GO): phosphatidylinositol binding; protein kinase binding
Source: RefSeq, a predicted model, not a curated record
CUGCAAAUCACAAUUAUGUAUUUUGACAGCAAACUUUGUAGGCAGAUGUGCUCACUGGCCUACCUUCAGUAGGCUCUGGUCCGAACUUUUCCAUCAACACCAAAAACCUUCGAUCUUCAACACCAAGCAUAGCCAUUGAUGUCGAUAUGUCUUGCUAUUUUCGCCAGGAUUGCGAAAUCACUGUUCCUGAGUUCCGAACUAGUGACACACAGUCUGUUACAUACUAUGACAUAAAGAUUAAAGUUGGUCAGACAGAAUGGUUCGUGAGUCGUAGAUACAAAGAUUUCGACAAUCUCAAUGAGAAACUGAUCGAGGAAAUAAGCAUAUCGAAGAAGCUGCUGCCUCCGAAAAAGAUUGUCGGAAAUAAAAACCCAACAUUCCUUGAACAACGUCGAGUACAGCUGGAAAAAUAUCUAAAGGAGCUACUAGUUUUUUUUCGUAUACAAUUGCCAAGAGUGCUGGCUGAAUUUCUAGAGUUCAACCGAUAUGAUAUUGUUUACCUUUUGCAAGACUUAGCAUUGCUUUUUAACGAAAAUGGGGAAGCCAUACUAAGGACCAAAAAGGAAUUUCAUUUUUCAGCCUUGGAGGUUUAUGCGAUCAGUGAACGUUUGAACUUGCCUUGUCCCCCCGAAAGUAUAGAACACAGAGGAAAGUUCGACUUCUCACACGUUUUGGAUUUUUGCACGCAAUUAGAAGUCAUGCAAAUAACUCCUGUUAAAGGCAGUGAAGACUCCUAUGGCAACGACUACAACGCUGUCGAUGUCCCCAUAGGUCGUAGUAAUAUUAUUCCCAAAAAAUUAAAGUUCAACCUGAAUGCAUUUCGAAAUCUCAACUGCUUGAAAAUAUUCGCUAUUCCUUCGGAAAAUAUCAUUGACAUAGCAUUACUGAAACCUUCUCUGCAGAAAAUAUGUGUCCACAAUACCACUAUUACUUCCAUAAAUCAAGUGCUGCUGUGUGACGAUGUCCACAAGGACACCUCCAUUGAUGUACCCUCAACGGAAGAUGUAUCACUACUGAAGCGUUCGUCGCCCAGUGGAAAUAAUUCGUCUUCAUCACUGAUCAAGACGUCGAUUACGACGAAUCGGACGUGGCACAAUAUAACGGAACUCGAUUUUACCAGCAAUCUACUUACCCAAAUCGACGAAAGUAUUCGGACUGUGCCGCAAAUACGAAUAUUGAGUUUAGAACAAAAUCGCCUGCGUAAUAUUAAGAAUUUGGCCGAGCUUCCUCAUUUGCAGGCAUUGAAUUUAUCAAUUAACCUGAUAGCUGAUUGCAGUGACUGGCAUUUGGAACUGGGCAAUUUAGUUACUUUGAACUUAUCUCAGAACAAAUUGAAAUGCAUUAGAGGUCUCAGGAAACUCUUGUCACUAGUAAAUCUGGACAUUAGCUGUAAUCUUAUAGACUACCUGGAGGAGGUGGAUAACGUUGCAUCAUUACCAUUGCUGGAAACCUUGAGAUUAACAGGAAACCCAUUGGCUAGCAGUGUUGAUUACCGCCCAAGAGUGUUGUCCCGAUUUCAUGAUCGAGCAUCGGAAAUUGUAUUAGACAGUGAGAAAGGAACACAACAGGAAUUGGACACUGCCUUAGUUUUGUCAGCGAUCCUUAUCUCACAGCUGAAACAAAAAUCACAUCAGUAGUAGAAAAAUCAUAUCGAAUAAUUUGAUUAGUUCGGGUCAAAACAUUCAUUGAUGUGUUAACUUGUAAACAACCCUAUCUACGAAAAUAACCAAAUUAAGGAGGAUGGGUUGUGGUAUAUAAUGAGGAUUAUGUUUUAGUAUUUAUAU